Molecule: messenger RNA, 509 nt
Organism: Mizuhopecten yessoensis (Yesso scallop)
Lineage: Eukaryota; Metazoa; Mollusca; Bivalvia; Pectinida; Pectinidae
Exons: 2
Coding region: 44-382 (112 amino acids)
Source: RefSeq, a predicted model, not a curated record
AAUGUGAUAAAACACAGUACAUAAUGUCCAGCUUAACCAGGACAUGUCUGUUCACCAGCUGGACAAGGAUAUGUCUGUUCACCAGCUGGACCAGGACAUGUCUAUUCACCAGCUGGACCAGGACAUGUCUGUUCACCAGCUGGACCAGGACAUGUCUGUUCACCAGCUGGACAAGGAUAUGUCUGUUCACCAGCUGGACCAGGACAUGUCUGUUCACCAGCUGGACCAGGGCAUGUCUGUUUACCAGCUGGACCAGGACAUGACUGUUCACCAGCUGGACCAGGACAUGACUGUUCACCAGCUGGACCAGGACAUGUCUGCUCACCAGCUGAACCAGGACAUGUCUAUUCACCAGCUGGACCAGGACAUGUCUGUUCACUAGCUGGACCAGGACACGUCUAUUCACCAGCUGGACCGGGACAUGUCUGUUCACCAGCUGGACCAGGACAUGUCUGUUUACCAGCUGGACCAGGACAUGUCUGUUCACCAGCUGGACCAGGACAUGUCUG